This is a messenger RNA of Physcomitrium patens, 1535 nucleotides long. RefSeq lists its product as uncharacterized. Lineage: Eukaryota; Viridiplantae; Streptophyta; Bryopsida; Funariales; Funariaceae. The record is from RefSeq and is a predicted model, not a curated record.
ACUGGAAAUCCCUCCCGAUGGUCGCUCUCACCCUCAAGCACUCUCCAGUGCAUCAAAAGGGUACUGCCAGGCCAGGAAAUUACUGACUCGGUGAACUUUCCUCUUGCCUCUCUUGGGAUCCGUGCACGAUGAGUUGGAGUACUGCCACCCCCCUUCAUAUGGAAUGUGCUCUCACGGAGCGCUCCCGCAACACCGUCCUCAGGAAACGCGCUGCUGAGUCUUUGAAGUCUCAGGUGCAGCCUUUGAAAAUGUCCGACCUCGCGCUUCCGAAGCGAGGUCUCCGUCCUAUUUCGACUUCGACUGCGCCUGUGACUUCAUCGAAGGUGGCGAGGGCGGCGUAUCCCAGUUAUACCUCCCUGACGGAGAUCAUUCCUUCCUCUGGAUCUGUCGCCGACGAAAGUGGAGACACUCCUCGCACCCCAAUGCGCAACCGAUUGGUGGAGAAGGCAGCCCGAGCCUACCUUCUUCACUCGGACGCAUUCGACAGGCGUAACCCCGAGAGCACUCCAUGGAAGCAGUCCAUUUCUCGCUUCCUCCCCCGUAUGUCUGUUUUCAACAUGGCGCUCAAUCCUCUGAACAUAUUCAACUCUGCCUUCCAAGUGUUCCGGUUCUACAUCACGGGAGCUCGUGCUCUGCAGCCGCAGAUCAGAGCCACCAUAUCCCGCUCUGUCUCUCGCUCCAUGUCCAUGCCUAUCAAAAGAAUGUCUUACGCACAUGACCUGAGCAUUCUGUAAAUCCUAAAAAGAUCCUUUCAUCAAUUGGUGUGGAGUUGACUAGCUGAGAAUAAUUGAUUUGUAGUCGAGAGGUGGUGUUGGCGUUAGCCGAGAAUACGACCUUCGAGGUGGAGGGAGUGGAUUACACUUCGAGGUGGAGGGAGUGGGCACUGAAGGGCUACAGUCAGGUUACCUCUUCAAUCUUUACAAGGAAGGGAGGGGUAUUAGUGAUGGGAAUAUCAACUUGACUAGUUUGGGGAAGUCGUUUAUAUGUCGGGAUUUGGGUGUCGGGGACGGCGGGGAUCUUUUCCACAAGCUAGAAUCCUUCUGUAUAUACGAUAGGCUCGAGUGAGAAGCGCUACAACUGGGUGCUGGUGACGAAAUUGAUGGUGUCCUUUCUGGAAAUGGAGUUAGCAACUUCUUGUAUCUUACUCGGUUUUUCCGUGAGCGUGGGCGAAGCCCGCGACACAGGGGAAUGGAAUAGGAAUUCAAUUAUGCCGAAAUCGGUUUGGAAGAAGUGGUCACUUUGAUCAUGUCCCAAUCAGCACGUCGACGUUCCUUAUUUCUACAUCAGCAUCGACCCUGUUGCAGGAGCUUGUCACAAACUGUAGGACCACCAGGGAUGACAGUAAGAGUCGGAGACAGAACUCAACAAGGAACCAUUUGACUUGUUACUCACAACAAUGCUUCUUUUCUAAAAUUAAACCAGAUGUAGCUACUAGACCGGUGGUUGUCUACUCUUUCUCGCUCGAGCUCAAUUGGUAGGUGGGCGUCCAGCUGAAUGUGAUGAGUUGUUAAUGUGAUCACUGUCUUGGCUGUGUA